Messenger RNA from Silurus meridionalis, 3881 nucleotides. RefSeq names its product exocyst complex component 2 (gene exoc2). The transcript is spliced from 28 exons. Bases 163 to 2925 code for a protein of 920 amino acids. Gene Ontology annotation, biological process: Golgi to plasma membrane transport; exocytosis. NCBI's taxonomy places the organism in Eukaryota, Metazoa, Chordata, Actinopteri, Siluriformes, Siluridae. Gene Ontology annotation, cellular component: exocyst. The record is from RefSeq and is a predicted model, not a curated record.
AGAGAUCUGAGGCAAUAAAUCCGCUUCCCAUUCAGGACAUUUUAACAGUUGUGUUUCAUGGAGGUGGGGCGAGUCACCGCGUGACCCGGAAGUGCUGUCAGUAGUGCAAAAACAAUCAGGACCCUGCUUACAGCUGAGCUGUCGGCAAUUUCUGUGUGAGCCAUGUCUCAAGCACGACAGCCUCCGUUAGUUACUGGAAUCUCACCCAAUGAAGGCACACCAUGGACCAAAGUCACGAUCCGUGGUGAAAACCUGGGAAAUGGACCCAAAGACCUUAUUGGGCUGUCUAUCUGUGGGCAUAACUGUCUGCUGACUGCUGAAUGGAUGUCUGCUAGUAAGAUUGUGUGCCGCGUUGGUCCUGCUAAAGACGACAAGGGCGAGAUCAUCGUCACGACCAGGAGUGGAGGCUUAGGCACCUCUACUGUCUCCUUCAAAGUCCUCAAAGCUGAUAAGAUAGACAUUCUGGAGCAAUCUGCUGUAUGGGUAGAUGAGGUGAAUUACUACGACCUGAGACUAAACCGGAACAAAGGCAUUUCACCCCUGUCUCUGCGCCAGGCCGACCCACUGGGCAUCGAAACUGAUAAGGGAAAAUAUACUCAGAAAGAAUUGGAGAGCUGGUUUCCGGGGAUGAGCGGAGAUUUCACGAGUGAGAAUUUCUCUGCCACUUGGUACCUGAUUGAGAACCACUCUACCACCAGUUUUGAGCAGCUGCGUGUGGCAGUGGGGAAUUUGAAAAAGCAGGCAAGUAAGAAGAAUGAGGGCAGUCUGGCCUGUGUGAAAGGAGGACUUAGUACUUUCUUUGAAGCCCAGGAUGCUCUAGCAGCUAUUCAUCAAAAGCUCGAAUCAGAUGGCACAGAGAAGGUGGAGGGCUCCAUGACUCGGCAAUUAGAAAAUGUCCUCAACAGGGCAAGCAAUACAGCUGACACUUUGUUUCAGGAGGUUUUGGGCCGAAAGGAUAAAGCAGACUCGACACGCAAUGCCCUCAACGUACUGCAGCGUUUCAAAUUCCUCUUCAACCUGCCACUCAACAUUGAGCGCAAUAUUCAGAAGGGGGAUUAUGAUGUGGUCAUUAAUGACUAUGAAAAAGCCAAGUCACUGUUUGGAAACACAGAGGUUCCUGUCUUUAAAAAAGUGUAUACUGAGGUGGAAACCCGUAUCGGUGCUCUGAGGAAUCUACUGUUGGAUAAACUACUGGAGAUGCCUUCUACUCUGCAUGAUCAGAAACGCUACAUCAGGUACCUGUCAGACUUGCAUGCUUCAGGUGACCCAGCGUGGCAGUGUAUCGUGGCGCAACACAAGUGGAUACUACAGCUGAUGCAGAACUGUAAAGAAGACUUCAUUAAGGAGCAGAGAGGGGGUGGAGGACUGGAGCUGGAUGGAGAACCUCGCUCAUCAGCUCUGAGCAGAAUCAGUCACACUUCCUCCCUGAACAGAGGCGGCAGCUUCCAGACUCCUAGAGAUGACUCCUGGCAAUACAAGAGCCCUCAGCAGGUCAGAUUUGUGGAGAAGCUGUCAGACGUUGUCAUCAGUCAGUUGCCGAAUUUUUGGAAGCUGUGGAUCUCCUAUGUUAACGGCAGUCUUUUUAGCGAGACAGGGGAGAAGUCCAGUCAGGUGGAAAAGCUGAAGAAGAAUGCCCGACAGAGGCAAAAUGACUUUAAAGGCAUGAUCGAGGAGGUGACUCGGCGUUUGGUUCAGCUUGUGCGUGGUGCUCUGUUGCCCAGUAGUCUUUCUGAGAAUGAGCUGCGUAUAUAUGGAGGCUGGAACACCAACCCCCCCCUCACUGGGGCCUGGCUUACACAGACCAUACACACUGUCAGGCUGAGUCAUGAGGCUCUCUCGGCUUUAGAGAUUCCCAAUGAUUUGUUGCAGGUGAUUCAGGAUUUGCUGCUUGACCUGCGAAUGCACUGCCUGCUCAUCACCCUGCAGCACACUGCUGAAGAUGUCAAGAGACUUCCAGAGAAAGAAGACUGGAUAGUAGAUAAUGAGGGAAUCACAUCACUGCCGGCUCAGUUUGAGCAGUGCAUGGUGCAGAUGCUGCAGUCUCUCAAGGAGCCCAUGGAGUGCAAGCAUGGAGAGAUCAAUGUUUUUCAGCUGGAGCUAGCUCAGAAUAAAGCCUGUGAGCUAUGUGCAGGCAUCAUGAAGGUGUUCAUCAACUGUUUGGAGCAGCUAAGCACCAAGACGGAUGGAGACAUUGAUACUUCCCAUUUGUCUGUGGAUAUGACAUCCCCUGAUUUCUUUGGGAGCAUUUACGAAGACUUUGGUCCAUCAUCAGAACAGCGCCUUCUUAUAAUUCUGAGUAAUUGUCAGUAUUUGGAGAGACACACCUUCCUUAACCUUGCUGAGCACCUGGAGAAACACGGUUUUACCACAGCUGAAAAGAUUACCAGAGUGAGCACUGAGGCAGUUCGUGAGUUGGAUGAACGACUACUAGAGUCGUACAUUGAGAAGAAGUCUGAUCCCAUAGUGGGCUCUCUGGAGCCAGGAAUUUAUGCAGGCUACUUUGACUGGAAAGACUGCCUACCACCAACAGGGGUACGGAGUUAUUUGAAGGAAGCUUUGGUCAGCAUCAUCUCUGUUCAUGCUGAGGUGUUCACUAUUUCUAAGGACUUGGUUUCACGGGUUCUGUCUAAGAUUGUGGAAUCUGUGGCUGAAGAGAUGAGUCGUCUAAUGCAGUGUGUGUCAAGCUUUAGCAAGAACGGUGCACUGCAGGCACGUUUGGAAAUCUGCGCACUGAGGGACGCUGUAGUUUGUUACUUGACUCCAGACAGCCAAGCUAGCUUCAAGCAAGCAGUCGAGGCCCUGCCACAGCUUCACAGUGGAGCUGACAAGAAGCUGUUGGAGGAGUUGUUGAACAAGUUUAAGAGCAGUAUGCAUUUUCAGCUCACCUGUUUCCAGCCUUCAAAUGUUCAGCCCAUCAAAAGAUAAGCCAAUGAUAUAUAACCUUUACCUUGUGCUUAAACACUAAUCUACAGUGCCAAGCAUUUCACUCCACCAUAGUACAUGACUAAAAAGUUUAUUAUACUCCUAAUACUUGAAUUUUGUCAACUGGCUGUAAUGUCCAUUAAAAUAUAUCCACACUCAAACAAUUGUGUCAAACAAUGAUGUGUGUAGAUUCAGGGAAAAUACAAGUGUGGUCCAUCACAGAUGUACAACGGAUACCAUUCAAAUCUUGGUCAACAUCAGAAUUAGCGGCCCCCUUAAAGAUGAGUCAUUGCACAGUUUUGCUGGUUUAGUCAAAUUACUCCUCAACAUUUCUUUGACAAUAAUUAUUCUCAAAAGGCCAUUUCAAUAGAAGUAUGCAUUCAAAAACACCGUUUAUAGACGAUAAAAAUAUGAAAUAGAUGAAAAACCUGUGGUCUAACUGAAAAGGGCAUUAAACAAGUAUUACCCUAAGAAUAGAAAAAACUGGAGAUGCAGAUGGUUGAAGUUUGGGUUUUUUAUGUUAUACUCAUGUUAAAUUUUAAUAACAGUUACAGGACUUAUUUUGCCAGGGAGGGUAGAGGAGCCUAUAGUUGUGAAUUUGACUGUGUAUAUUACAUAUAUAUUAGAAAACUAAUGAAAUGUUUGCAUUUGUAAUAUUAAUAAAAUUGUCUCAGUGAGUAAUAUUCUGUAUAGUUGAACUUUGCUCAUCCAUCCUUGCCUCCACCAUCAGCACACACCCUGUCUGGUGAGGAUGGAUACACACCCAGUCUAGUAUCAUUCAGAAAGUUUCACACCCUGUCCCUCCCCACCAUAUAGGACUCUUGCUGCAUCAUUGGGGCAAGGAUUUUCUAACUGAAAUUAAAAGAUUUCUGUUGAUCAGCUGCUUUAUAAAGAACAUCAGUUGAUAUGUUAGACCUUUGUGAUGUCUUACUAUUAAAAAGUAAUUUUGUUUAACACAA